AUGCAGCCGGGCUACGCGGCUGUCCUGUGUGGCCUGGCCGAUGUGCUGGGGCUGGAGGCUGCUGCGCCGGGCGAAUGCGAGCUCACCCGCCUGCUCCAGGACAAGCUGCAGUACGAGAUGCGUCUGCAGUACAUGAAACACUACUUCCCCAUCGGCUACACAGUCCAGGUCCAGUACGAAGAGGUGCUGAGGCCAUCCAACAUUAGCCGCCUGCGCAACGGGACAGUGUCGGAGGCGGCACUGCGGUACCUCUGGUUCCAUGUCAGCUCCCAGGCAGUGCUGCGGAUCCGCGAGGUGCUGCUGGAGAAGCACCCGUCUUGGAAGUACACCCAGGAGCUAUGCCAGCUCUUCGAUGCCCUGGGCAAGGAGUACAGCAAGUACCAGCAGGUGGGGAGACCCCGUG
Leptosomus discolor (cuckoo roller) is the source of this 403-nucleotide messenger RNA. Lineage: Eukaryota; Metazoa; Chordata; Aves; Leptosomiformes; Leptosomidae. The record is from RefSeq and is a predicted model, not a curated record.